CGAAGCUCCAUAUUAUCAGGCAGGGAAGGAAACUACCCUAGGAAACUCCCUUCCAUCAUCCCUCCUUCCCUGGAUAUGGGUUGUCUAUUCCGUCUCUUCACCAUUAUAUAAUUUCUUUUUUUCCCCUUCCUUUUCUUUAUUCUCUUCUUCCUUCUCAAUUCCCUUCUAUUCUAUUCUGCAAUAUCAAAGCACACAACACCUCUGCAUGUCCACGUUCGCGUCAACCUUCACCACCAUGGCCAGUGCCGGCCUCCUCCAGACCAGCCUCAUCUGGGUCGCCUACGCCGUCGCUGUUGCUCUCUGUCUCGUCGCCGCCAUCAUCACGACCUUCACCUGGCAGGCUCCGAGGGAACGUUCCGUCGUCGUCAGCAUCGUCACAAUUAUCAGCCUCACGGCCCUGCUCGCCACAGUGCUGCUUCUACCCGUCGACAUUGCUUUGGUCUCGUCAACAAGUUCGUCUUCUCUAGGCAUCAAGAAAGAUUGGGCUACCGAUAAGCGCGUUCACGACAUUCUCCUGACGCUCCGCAUUGUCUAUUACUCCCUCUACAGCUUCGAUGCCCUCCUGUGCCUGCUGAUCAUACCGUUAGCCUACUUCUGGUUCGAGGAAUACGAUGAGAUCGAGAUCGAGGAAGGGCGAUCAUUUGGUAGCCGUCUCGGCAGCGCCCUCAAGUACACGGCCGUCUUCAUUGCCCUGGUUCUGAUUCUCUUCCUUGUCGGCUUCUUCGUCCCCGCCGCCGGAAAUGAUGACCGCGCCCGCUGGGAUCUCGACUAUUUCAAGCACAUCCUCGCCCAGAACAAUGGCCAGAAGGCCCUGGCGUUCGCCCUCGGACUCCUCGUGACCAUUGGUACCCUGCUCUAUAUCGUCUACACUGCCUCCGGGCUCGCUCUGCUGCCCAUGUCCUUCGUCAAGUCGGCCCCCGCCAUCUCGGCGCCCCAGCUCUCCGAGUCCACCGCGUCCGCCCUGGAACAGAACCAGGAGCGCCAGCGCCAGCUCGAGAUGCGCAACGCCGGUCGCCCGGAGGGCAUGUCACCCAAGGACCGCCGCGAGCUCGAGGCACUUAUGCGCGAGGAGCGUACCCUCCGCCGCCGCGAGCGCAUCGCCGCCGAGGCCGCCGGCGAAGGCCACAGCAAGAUCUACCAGGCAUGGCUGAAAGUGUGCGCUGUCUUCCGGCCCGUGAAGCUCUUCGGCGGGCUGCUGCUGCUCCUCCUGUCCGUUCUGAUUUGGGUCUCCAUGCUCAUCACGGGCAUCGACAAGGCGAAGAACUCGCUCUGCAAGGAAAAGUGCGGUUACAUCAUCGGUCGCCUCCACAUCUUCCAACCGGUCAACUCCAUCUUCCUCCUGUCGGCUCGCGCGUUCCCUGUCGACUACAUUCUGAUGGCGCUCCUCAUCCUGUUCCUCUUCAGCAGCUCCAUCUCCGGCAUUGCCACCAUCGGCAUCCGCUUCCUCUGGGUCCGUAUCUUCCAGAUCCGCAAAGGCCGCACCGCCCCGCAGGCCCUCCUCAUCGCCACCGUCAUGCUGGCCCUCAUCAUCCUCGCCAUCAACUUUUCCGUCGUUACCAUGAUCGCGCCCCAGUACGCCCUCUUCGGCACCCAGACCUGGUGCUCGGCCCCUCAUUCGCCGGGCGAGACGCCCAACUGCCGCGACCGCCCGGACUACCUCCUCCCUUGUUCCGAGGCCCUCGAGAAGGAGGCCCGCGCCGUGUGCACCCCGUCUAUCAUGUCCGAGUUUCUCAAUCGCAUCACCAUCACGUGGCCUUUCUUCGGCGCCGUCGACUUUUGGGCGCAGUUUGCCUUCCUCUCCGUCUUCCUCAUCGUCUUCGUCACCGGUCUGUUCCGCACGCCCAGACUCAACGUGGACGAGAUGGACGAGGACGCCGAGGCCGACGAGGAGGAAGGGUUGCUCGCUAGCACGGGGAGGCGACUCGGUGCUAGCUGGCAAGACAUCACGGGGAGGACGGGGGGGUCCAAGAACCAAAGCUACGGAACGCAGGCCGGUGGGAACGGUGCUGGGUCGUCCCAGGCUUAAAAUUUACUUUUGUAUUUUGCGUUUUGCGUAUGCUUGUGAGAUUACCGAGUUUUCGAGUCAACAUCUGUUUUGACGGAAAAUGCCACUGUGUAGGAUGAUUAGGGACUUACGGAUCAUGGUCAGGGAAAUUGUUCAGUGGGAAUGAAAUCAAGUGGGUAAUGGGAAUAUGAAUGCGCAAGCACCAAAAAAAAAAGGAGGCAAAAGAUGGCAUUUCUGUUCGUAUAGGCAGAGCGUCGGAGUCGCGGUCUGUUUCGUAUUGACCAUGAGGAACACAUGAACAGCAUAAUUCAAUUGUCAUA
Messenger RNA from Sodiomyces alkalinus F11, 2325 nucleotides. Its product is annotated as LMBR1 domain-containing 1. Gene Ontology annotation, biological process: protein localization to vacuole. NCBI's taxonomy places the organism in Eukaryota, Fungi, Ascomycota, Sordariomycetes, Glomerellales, Plectosphaerellaceae. The transcript has a single exon. The coding region runs from base 236 to 2026 and encodes 596 amino acids. Gene Ontology annotation, cellular component: vacuolar membrane. The record is from RefSeq and is a predicted model, not a curated record.